Molecule: messenger RNA, 1023 nt
Organism: Beta vulgaris subsp. vulgaris (sugar beet)
Lineage: Eukaryota; Viridiplantae; Streptophyta; Magnoliopsida; Caryophyllales; Amaranthaceae
Product: transcription factor bHLH18-like
Exons: 4
Coding region: 1-1023 (340 amino acids)
Molecular function (GO): protein dimerization activity
Source: RefSeq, a predicted model, not a curated record
AUGGAGGUUUCAAUGUUUACAGGCUUCAAUGAUAUGGAAAUGGAUGAUCUUAGCUUCAUAGAUAAUAUCCUUCAAGUCAACUCAAUGGAAGAGAUUUUUGAACCAUCAUCAUCGACAUUUUUACCUGCUUAUGGCAAUAACUUUCAGCAACAUACUAAUGAAGCUGAUCAUCAUCAUAUAAUACCCACCCAACAUCCCAAGAUUACAAACAAUAAUCAAAGGAGUAAUUCAUAUAUGAUUGAUCAUGCAUUGAAUUAUUCACAAGAUCAAGAUGCCUGUAAAUUCAAUAUGUUGUCUUUUUCAAAUUCUUCAAGUUGCUUAAACAAUAAUACUAAUUGCAUUGUUACCUUCCCCACUGAAAUGGAGCUGGUUUCUGAUCAAGCUGCAAUUGACAAACAAGGUUCCAUUUCGAAGGCUCGUCGAGUUGCUAAUGGAAGUAGCAGCUUUGCUAGCUUGUCACAACAAUCUAAGGACCAUAUUAUAGCUGAGAGGAAACGUCGAGAAAAACUUAAUCAGAGGUUCAGGGUUUUGACAACCAUCAUUCCUGGGCUAAAGAAGAUGGACAAGGCUUCAGUCCUAGGAGAUGCAUUCAAAUACGUAAAACAAUUGCAAGAACAAGUGAAGAAACUCGAGGAAGAAACUAAGAUGAAAACAAUAGAAUCAACUGUUUUAGUGAAAAGAUCUAAGGUAGUUUCUGAAGAAGAAGAUGAUGAUCAUUUCUCUUCAAUGGAAGAUGAUGAUGCAAUCUUUGAUUGUUCUUGUACUGCUCCAUUCCCAGAAAUCGAAGUCCGAUUUUCCAACAAAGAUGUUCUUAUAAGAAUUCAUUGCCAAAAGAAGAAUGGAGUUUUUGAAGAGCUUUUAUCUCAGAUUGAAAGUCUCCAUUUAGUUGUUAUUAACAGUAGUUCAUUGGUAUAUGGAUGUGCUUCUCUUGAUGCCACGAUUAUUGCUCAGAUUGGUGCUGAAUUCAACAUGACAACCAAGGAUCUUGUGAGACAUUUAUACACUGCUCUCUCAAACCUUUGA